Messenger RNA from Linnemannia hyalina, 525 nucleotides. The record is from the annotation of a GenBank genome assembly. Lineage: Eukaryota; Fungi; Mortierellomycota; Mortierellomycetes; Mortierellales; Mortierellaceae.
AUGUUCAACCUGCGAUCCCUCAUGGCUGCAUUGCCAACCCGCACAACCGCCCUCAGAACCCCAUUAGCCACCACCACCACCCCCGUCACAUCCAUGCUCCGCCAGAUUCACUUCAACAACACCCUCCACCAACAGACCCGAUCCAUGGCCUCGCUCAACCAGGUCAUGCGCGGCUGCCGCAAGACCUUCAAGAAGGACUCCAAAUCUCCCGCCCUCGACGCCUGCUUCCAAAAGAAGGGCGUCUGCGUCCGUGUCUUCACCCAGAAGCCCCGUAAGCCCAACUCGGCCGUCCGUAAGGUCGCCCGUGUCAAGCUCUCGAACGACAAGGUCGUCAACGCCUAUAUCCCUGGUGAGGGCCACAACCUCCAGGAGCAUUCCGUCGUUCUCGUUCGCGGCGGUCGUGUUCCCGAUCUUCCCGGAGUCCGUUAUCAUUUGGUCCGUGGUGCUAUGGAUCUCCAGGGUGUCCCCAACAGACGUACCUCCCGCUCAAAAUACGGAACCAAGAAGCCCAAGAAGGCCGAGUAG